UUUUAAAAAAUCGGCUGUCAAAUGCUGUCCGCCUAUUAAUACUUACGUUAUAUUUAUAUGAAACCUAUACUUAUUGUAAGUGCUUGUCACCCAUGGAAACUCGCGUGAUCGCCGUACUUCCUCGGGUGAAAGAAAAAUGACGAGUACAGAGCGGUAUAUCUGAAGUAUUAAUUUAUUUAUAACCGAUACUUAUUGCAGAAAUGAAAACACUUUCCAAGAAAAGCUUCCUCGAGAAAUUCAGAUCACUGUAGUGCCAAGAAGAAUAGUUUCUUUAUGAAGUAUGGAACCCAGCAGGGAACAUUAUUAUGAUAUCAGUAAAAGGUAUCUGACAUUAAUCGGUCAGUGGCCUUAUCAAAAACCGAAAGAGAGUUUGUUUUUCCUGAUCCUUAUUCUUUUUUUUGAUGUCAGUAUUCUCGUUACACAGGCGGCAAGAUUUUUCGUAUGCAAUAACAUGCAGUGUAUCUUUGAAACUUUACCUCCACACUUGCUGGCAGCGAUUAUUCCAGUGAAAAUUUUCACGUAUCAAUUUAAUAAUCAGAAAGUACGUUUUAUUAUUACAUAUGGUAUCGACAUUCUAAUUUUAAUCCAUAGUUUCAAUUCAAUUUCUUUGUAAGAUCUUAGACUUUGUUGAUAUUGUAACCGUUAAAGAUAUUGCAUCCGUAUGUCAAAUAUAUGGAUGAUGUUUCUAGAUUAAAGAUCUUACAGAUCGCUUAUCUAUAGAUUGGAAUAUGCUCGAAACUAAAACAGAA
Messenger RNA from Acromyrmex echinatior (Panamanian leafcutter ant), 749 nucleotides. Its product is annotated as odorant receptor 22c-like. The record is from RefSeq and is a predicted model, not a curated record. Gene Ontology annotation, molecular function: odorant binding; olfactory receptor activity. Lineage: Eukaryota; Metazoa; Arthropoda; Insecta; Hymenoptera; Formicidae. Gene Ontology annotation, cellular component: plasma membrane. Gene Ontology annotation, biological process: detection of chemical stimulus involved in sensory perception of smell; sensory perception of smell.